GAAAGAAAAAAAAAAACCCUUCACUUGCGCAUGUUCUCCUUCAUUCACACUGUCACAUCGCUGCCUGAGAGGGAUUUUUACAAUGGACAUCUGCUGAAAGACCACGAAAACGUUCGUAUGUCGUUUUUGCACAUUGGAUGCAUCUGUUUCUAUGCAAGGGAUGUGUUUUUAAGCAAAGGCUAUGGCUUCUUCUGGCUCCAUAUCGCAGCCCGGAGGAACCUGCAACGGCACUCCUGGAGAUCAGGCUAACAUUGAGCAGGAAUUCUAUGACUAUCAGAUGCAUAUGAAAAUGUGCAAAAAGAUUGCACAAUUGACAAAGGUGAUUUACGUACUGAACAACAAAUGCGAUGAGCACGAGUUGACGCUGCAGGCCCUGCGGGAUGCCCACGAGGAGGAGAUACAGCACAUCAUGGAGGAGAUGCAGGGGAAGAUCCAGCAGUACAAGAGCCGAGUGGGGGAGGAGAUGGACCUGAGACAGCGGCUGCAGGCCCUGGAUGAGGCUCUGGAGCAGCACAAGCUGCGUAAGGAAGAGGCGCUCGCUGACUUCAAUGCAUACAGGCGUCAAACAGAGGAGCGGGAACUGAGAACUGAGACGGAGCACGCAGAGCGCAUCAUGUCCCUGUCCAAGGAGAUGCUGGACAUGAAAAAGAACUUUGAGAACAAGCUCCAGAACUUCGACCAGCUGAAGGAACAGCUGGAACAGGACAAGGAGAAGGCCGUGACCGAGCUGGAGAGAGUGAGCCAGGAGUCCUUGAGCUUGCAGGACGAGUGCCAGGUGCUGCGGAGGAGCAGCGUGGACGAGAGGGGACGGCUGGAGGAGAUGUGCAACUCCAAGACGCAGGCUCUGUGGGAGGAGGUGGAGGAGCUCAGGACUGAGAAGCUCAAGCUGACAGAGGAGUGCAGUCACAAUAUCUGCAGCCUGAAGGCCGAACACGAGGAACAGCAGAAGGCCCUGAAGAGGACUCUGCAGCAGUCAAUGACUGAUACACUGAAACAGUGGCAGCAGCAGGAGCUGGAACAGAGGAAAGCCCUGCAGCAAAAACUAAAGAGAACGGAGGGGGAACUGGAUGCUAAAGGUCAGAGGUUAAAUGACUGCAAGAGACAUGCGGUCAAACUACAGGAGAGGAUACAGGAAUUGGAAACGCAGCUUCAGGAAGCACGUUGCAAGGUUUCUGAGGCCGUCGCCAACAUGAGGAAAUCAGAGGAGGAGCUGUCAGUGGCUAAAGAGCGGCUCAUACUGCAGGAGAAUGAGAUACUGAAUAAAUCAGAGGAGCUCAUGACUCACUGCUCGUCUCAGAACAAGGCGUCUGCCGAGGUGGAAGAGUUAAGAUGUCAGGUGUUGCAGUUGCAGAAGCAUAUUAGGGAGCUGGAGCAGAAGAGCAAUGGAAAGAACAAUGAGCACGCCCAGCAAGUGAAACAGCAUGCGCAGGCUGUUGCUGUGCAGAAGCAGGACCUCCAGCAAACACACAAAGAAGAGCUCCGGAAAUGGAAGCGUCAGUCUGAUGAGGAGAAGACACGAUUGAAAGAGCAGCUGAUGAAGGCCUUGGAGGAGGUUAUGCGGAAACAUGCAGUGGAGCUCAAGUCAGUGCAGACUUCCAUGGAAACUGAGAGACGGAAGAUACAGAAGGAUCUCCAAACCCAAGUGGAAAAAAUGGAGAAUGAGAGAAAACAGCUGGAGAAAGAGAAAGCUGUCCUUUCCAGCAAACUCCAGGAAUCCAUCAAUGAGGUUUCCAGCCUGGAGAGUCUAAUGCAACAGAGAGAGAACAGCUGUGAGCAAAAGGCUCCCUUUAGCAAGUCCAGCGAGAGGCUGAGGGAAGAGCUGGAGGAGUCGCGCCUCGCUGUCUCAGAGUUAAAGGAGGAAUUGGAGCAACAGAAAGAAAAGUAUAAAAAAGGGAUAUCCGAUUUGGAAAUGGAAAACCGAAAAAACAGAGACCAGAUUUUAGGACAGAUCGAGGCAAAAUAUAAAGAAAAAAUAAGGCUUGAGUGUGACCGGCUUUGCGAGCGCUUGGAAAAAGAGCAUGCAGAAAAACAGCUCUCUGCUCUGAAUCACAUGCAGAAAGAGAAAGAGAGUGAAAUCCGGAAGAUCAAUGAGGAAUGGCAAAGGGAAAUUGAAGAGCUGCAAUCACAGCACGUUGAUCAGAAGUUUGAAUCAAGUCAGCUAGUUUCCCAAGAUGCUUUGCAGAAGCUGGAAGCCCAGUUCAUCAAAGAAAAGGAAAUACUGGAGCAGGAACUCCAGGACAGUCUUAAACUGAACCGAAACUUGAAAGCCCAGCUGGAUGCAGCAAAUCAACAGACACUAAAACAUGCUGAGAACACAAAUCAGCAGCUGAAGGAGGCUGAGGAGCGUCUGCAGAAACAGCAGGAUGAGAAGCUCCAGGAGGAGCAGCAGAGGCACAGGCUGGCCCUAAAGUCUCUGGAAGAGAAGGCUAGCGAAGGGAUAGUGGCAGAGAGACAACACAUGGAGAAGCAGCAGAGAUCUCUCCUGGAAACUCAGAAAGUGGAGCUGACACAGCAGCAUGCAGGCUGGUGCCGACAGGUGGCUCAGAGACACAUGAAGCAGAUUGAAGACCUGCAGACUGAGCUCAGCACCCGGAGAGAGUUAAACAUGCAGCAGCAGGAAGGAGGUCAACAGAACCCGUUUCAAGCCUUAAGGCACCAGCUAGAGGAGUAUCAAAGUGUUGUAUGCAGCCUGAGGAAUGAGAACGCACAUUUGAAAGAUCAGCUGGCUUCACUCAGCUCUGAGGUGCAGUUCAGGAAGCAGGUCUUUCAGCUCCAAAACACUGAGGAGCAACAGAGGAGGUCCAUUGAGGAUGACCUCGUCACAAGACAUCACAUAGAGCUGGAGUCCUUGAAACAGGAGCAGAGGAAGGAGAUUCAAACCAUUGUGUCUGACUUCAGCAGCGCCCAGACCCGUUUCCAAGCAAGAAUAGUCUCCUUGGAAACAGAUCUAAAGGAGAAAGAAGAAAAGUCCAAAAGACGAGAAUCUAGACUGGAGGAUUUACAUGUGAUAGGGAAACUCCAGGAGAAACUCAGCGAGAGAGACCAGCUUAUCAAACGACUUGUGGAAGAGCGCAGAUGUCAACAGCCUCCUCAGGUGCACAGUGAUAACGUCAUCAUGAGAGGAUAUGAAAACCGACCACAGCCAGGAAGUUUAACUCCAACACUCAAGAAAAAGAAAACAGAAGAAACGCCCCCUCGUGUAAUCAGUGUUCCAAACCUUAGCUCCUACGAGAAAAGCUUCCUGGGAAGUGAACCAAAUCCAGUGAAAAGGUCUCCCCAGGCAAUACAAUCUCCCAGUUCUGACCAUGGCAGGAGUGUGUGCAGACCAUUCAAUCCCUCAGCACGCAUUCCGGAGCUGAAACCCACAAGGAGCCCAGUGGAAGAGAAAUGCCAAGACGAAGGAGCAGAACUUCAGGACCCCCAACGUCAAGAGUGGUUUACCAAAUACUUUUCUUUCUAAGAAUAAAUAAUGCUGUGCUUGCACACAGCCACUUGUGAACUGGAAGAAAUAUCUCAGAAAUGUUUUAUAAAAACAAUACAUAGUGUUUAAUGAAGAAACCUGAACAACUCUUUAGUCAGGAAAAACAUAUUGUAUUUCUGUAUAAUAUAAGCUUUGGCUGAAAUUAGUUGUGAAAUAAAAAGCACAAAUUUCAAAA
This is a messenger RNA of Acipenser ruthenus (sterlet), 3656 nucleotides long. RefSeq names its product protein FAM184B-like. The transcript is spliced from 18 exons. The record is from RefSeq and is a predicted model, not a curated record. Lineage: Eukaryota; Metazoa; Chordata; Actinopteri; Acipenseriformes; Acipenseridae. Bases 182 to 3460 code for a protein of 1092 amino acids.